AUGCCUCUUCAACUUGAAAUAAGUGCUACUAUAUUUUUACGUGAACGUGAAGACCUGUCAUUACUCCAAAUUUUAGUAAAACUUUUUUUUUACAAAGAACCUCAAGAUUUAUACCAAACCUUUUGUAAUGCGUAUGCAUAUUACAAGCAAGCGUCCCAAUAUAAUCCAACUCCACAUCGUCAAAAACUUUUUCAAGAAUACAACAUACAUGGUAAGCCCAUCACAGUAGAGUAUGUAGAUCAAAUUAGACAUCCACAUGCUGAAAUGAGAUCUUUAACGCAUUCUUCAGGACGUGGACAUCUAUCCUUACAAGUGGCCAAUUCCAAUGAUGCUAAAGAUGUGAUGCAACUAACCCUGCAAGUAGUUAUUGAGUGGCAAAAUACUCAUAUUCAAAAAUGUUAUUAUUUGGGAUUUAUCUUUCAAGAACAU
Molecule: messenger RNA, 429 nt
Organism: Racocetra fulgida
Lineage: Eukaryota; Fungi; Glomeromycota; Glomeromycetes; Diversisporales; Gigasporaceae
Source: the annotation of a GenBank genome assembly